This is a messenger RNA of Rotaria socialis, 1062 nucleotides long. NCBI's taxonomy places the organism in Eukaryota, Metazoa, Rotifera, Eurotatoria, Philodinida, Philodinidae. The record is from the annotation of a GenBank genome assembly.
AUGCUACCACAACAACAAUCACUCGAUAUUCUUGUCGAAUUUCUUCAAACUAAUGAAAAGCUACACGUACAAGGAAUGGAUAUUGCAACUAUUCGUGAAUUAGCUCGUAUUGUAAUUGAAGAGAAUGCUUUUGUCUAUCGUAACAAAUACUAUCAACAGAUUAUUGGUGGUGCUAUGGGAUCACAAUUUACACUAACUUUAGCAAAUAUAUUUAUGUGGAAAUGGGAAAAAGAAUCGAUUUGUAAACAAUUACCAUCAUUCGAAAUUUAUGGCCGAUAUAUUGAUGAUAUUUUCUUUACAUGGAAUGAUUCACAAGAGAAACUAGAAGAAUUACUACAAAAACUAAAUGAUCAUCAUCCAAAUAUUAAAUUAGAGUAUAAAAUUGGACAAAGUCUUCCAUUUCUUGAUACUCUUACUAGUAACAACAAUGGUGUUCUUUCAACAUCUGUCUAUCAUAAAACAACUUCAGAACCCUACGUGGUACCAUUUGAAUCUGAUCAUCCUCGUCAUAUAUUUCGAAAUAUUAUUCGAGCCGCUCUUUUACGUGCUAUAAGAUAUUCAUCAACAUUCGAAGCAUUUAAUACUGAAAGACGUAAUAUACGAUUAAUGUUAUUGUUAAAUCGUUAUCCAUCAACAUACAUUGAUGGUGAAUUUCGAACAUUUUUCAAUCAAUACGGUAUCUAUGAUUCAUAUUCUUCCAUUCUACCGAUGAUCACUGAUGAAAGUCAAUUUCUUGCAAUAUCUAAUCGAAUUGCACCGACACCUACUCCUAGACAAUCACAAGUGGCUUUGGACAUAGCAUCGUCCAAGAUUGAACAUUUCGAUCAAGAUAACAACCAACAAAAUGUCUUACCAAUGAAUCCAACUGUUCAAACGAAGGACAGAAAUAAAAAGUUUAACAAAGCCCUCUUUCUACACUACACACAUGAAAAAAGAUUGAGACCCCUCAAGCGUGAUAUUCACGAAAUUUAUCAAUCUACUUUCAAACACACAAUCAUACGUAACGUAAACCUCAUAGUUGGUUAUCGAAAUAAUCCAAAAUCGAAAACCGAACUAAUACGC